Molecule: messenger RNA, 1204 nt
Organism: Brassica oleracea var. oleracea
Lineage: Eukaryota; Viridiplantae; Streptophyta; Magnoliopsida; Brassicales; Brassicaceae
Product: flavonol synthase 3-like
Exons: 3
Coding region: 119-1012 (297 amino acids)
Source: RefSeq, a predicted model, not a curated record
AGUUGCUACAUUCAAAUAUAAAUACCGUAUCGCAGCUCCUCCCUCCGUUCAACUUCUAACCCACUAAGCUAUUGUUUACUAUUGAAAAGAAAGUAGAAAAGAGAGUGCACUGAAAACGAUGGACGUCCCUAUCGUCGACCUAAGUAACCCCAACGAAGAUCUCGUGGCACGUGCGGUCGUGAAAGCGAGCGAAGAAUGGGGAAUUUUCCAGGUGGUUAACCACGGGAUCCCGCCGGAGCUGAUGCGGCGGUUGAAAGAAGUUGGGACAGAGUUCUUCGAGCUUCCCGAGACGGAGAAGGAAGCCGUCGCGAAGCCAGAAGACUCCAUGGACGUAGAAGGAUACAGAACCAAGUACCAGAAAGAUCUAGAAGGUAGAAACGCAUGGGUCGAUCAUCUCUUUCACCGCAUUUGGCCCCCGUCCAGAGUCAGUUACAGAUUCUGGCCUAAGCUUCCUAUGGAUUACAGGGAGGUGCAUGAGGAUUACGCAAAACACCUUAAGAAACUAUCGGAGAAAAUCAUGGAAUGGCUAUCAGAGGGGUUAGGUUUACGACGUGAGGCAUUGAUAGAAGGUUUAGGCGGCGAAACGGUGGAAUAUUUAAUGAAGAUCAAUUACUAUCCGCCGUGUCAUGAUCAAGAUUUGGUCAUAGGAGCUCCUGAUCACACUGAUGUCAAUGGUAUCACAUUCCUAGUUGCUAAUGAAGCGUUAGGGCUUCAGGCGUUCAAAGAUAAUCACUGGAUCGACGUCAAAUAUACCACUUCCGGAAUCAUCGUCAUCGUUGGCGACCAAUUCCAUAGGAUGAGUAAUGGGAAGUAUAUGAGUGCAAAGCAUCGAGCGACGAUGGAUAAAGAGAAGACGAGAAUAUCAUGGCCGGUUUUUGUGGAAUCUAGCCUUGAUCACGAGUUUGCACCUUUGCGGGAGCUGAUAACUGGCGAAGAUAAUGCUCCUAAGUUCAAGCCUUAUGUCUACAAAGACUUCAAAUUUCGUAAGCUUAAGAAGCUUCCUCUCGACUGAAAAACAGAGGCGUGAUCAUCCGUUGUUUCGUUAUCGGAUUAUUAUUCAUAAAGCUUGCAUUCUUAAAUUAUUAACGUUAAAGUUUAAGUGAAUCGUCAAUGUGGUGUCUCGCGUCCUUAUAUCCUUUAAUAAUUAUAUGUUAAAAUUUCGGUUGAUUUCAAAUUUGAUGUAUUGCGUGUGGGUGUUUACAUA